AUGGAUUUGGUUUUUAGUGAGCCACAUCCUGUUAUCGUUCCCAGUUUGAUGUGUGGCCAUUCUAACUGUCUGUGUGGCCACAGAUUAGCUGCCAUGUCCCAUAUAACUUGUCUUGGCGCGUACGUGCAGUGCAGUAGUAUGUGUUCCAUGUCCUCGUUAGGAUGGCCGCAACUGUCGCACUGUGUGCAGUGCUCGUAUUGCGGUAUGUUCUCCCAGUACUGUCCUACCCUAUGUGUGUUGUGUAGAGCUUUGUAUACGAACUAG
Messenger RNA from Heterobasidion irregulare TC 32-1, 264 nucleotides. RefSeq lists its product as uncharacterized. The record is from RefSeq and is a predicted model, not a curated record. Bases 1 to 264 code for a protein of 87 amino acids. Lineage: Eukaryota; Fungi; Basidiomycota; Agaricomycetes; Russulales; Bondarzewiaceae. The transcript has a single exon.